UUUAAGAAGGCACCUCAAUGAGCAUGUCUCACACAAGACCACCGGGUCCAGAGACAGGCCAGGGCCUCCUUCGCCAGCCUCCUUGCCAGCCUCCUGCCCAUCAUGAAGCUCGCUGUCAUCCUUGCCCUGGUCACCCUGGCUCUCUACUGCAGCCCUGCUUCUGCAGAGAUCUGCCAGAACUUUCUAAAUGUCAUCAAAGCCCUCUUCCUGGACACGCCUUCCAGUUACCAGGCUGCACUUGAAUUUUUCAACCCAGACGCAGACAUGAAAGAUGCAAUGAUCCAGCUGAAGAGUCUGGUGGACACCCUCCCCUCAAACACCACCGAGAACAUCCUAAAGUUCACGGAGGCAGUCAUAAAAAGCCCAGAGUGUGCUUAGGGUUUAGAAGCUGAAGAUCUCCAACUGCUGAAGCUCCUGCUGCUCCCCAGAUGCUUCUUCCACUCUGUCCCCAGCCUGGCUCCCCUCAAUAAAGCAUAAGCAUCUCACA
Messenger RNA from Canis lupus familiaris (dog), 487 nucleotides. It is a transcript of the gene SCGB1A1, whose product is annotated as secretoglobin family 1A member 1. Bases 103 to 378 code for a protein of 91 amino acids. Gene Ontology annotation, biological process: signal transduction. Lineage: Eukaryota; Metazoa; Chordata; Mammalia; Carnivora; Canidae. Gene Ontology annotation, cellular component: cytoplasm. The transcript is spliced from 3 exons. The record is from RefSeq and is a predicted model, not a curated record.